Mastomys coucha (southern multimammate mouse) is the source of this 763-nucleotide messenger RNA. RefSeq lists its product as uncharacterized. The record is from RefSeq and is a predicted model, not a curated record. The transcript has 4 exons. Bases 83 to 763 code for a protein of 226 amino acids. Lineage: Eukaryota; Metazoa; Chordata; Mammalia; Rodentia; Muridae.
GCAGUCCUGCGCUCGCUCUCUGAAUUACAGUCCUCAUCCACCACGCCAGCUCGAUAAGAAGCCUGACAAAGAGGAGCAUACCAUGCUGAAACGGAAAAUUAGCCCUAAUGGAGAAGGAGAAGCCAUGGGUCCACCUAAGAAAAGAUACACUCUGGACAUGGUGUCGCAGAAAUCUCUUGAAGCUUCUGCUGAGGCAAGGGGAGAAGGUGCUCCUGUCUCCCAGAAGGCCCAGGUGGGCAUGGUGGAGGCUGAUGCUAAAGUCUACACACAAACAUGUGCUUCAAAACAGCUUACCCCGGUGGCAGGAGAUGCCCUUCUCCCCAGUCCACAAGAUUCUCUGCCUGAAGACUCACUUCAUCGAAAGGAUGGUGGCAGUGACACGGGUGCAGCGGCAAGUGUUAGUGGUGACUGCUCUGCAGGCACUGCCAAGGCUCCCGCAAUGGUUUCCUCAGAAGCCCAACCCUCUGUGUCCUCACUGAGACCAAAUUUGUCCAAUUACGAAAUCAAAUGUGCCCUGAUGACAGAAAUCCGACGCUUUGGACGAAAGAUAGCCCUUCAACUGGUCACGGUGCUUGGCUUCGUGAACUGUUUCAAGUGUUUUUACUUAAGCAUCUGGGCUGAGCCAUUCCAUGUCCUGAGUGAAUUAGGCUGCUGCAAGUGUCCAUCUCCUCUCAUGAGGACGAAGCACAAGAGUACUGAGAAGGACGCCACACCUUUCACACUGUCCUCCCUAGCCUAUGUAGUGCAUCCCAGUAUCAUUUGA